AUGUCGAGACCUACAGAAGAAGACAUCGACGCCGAGCAGCCACUGACGUGCCUUCCUGAAGAACUCAUCCUCGAAAUUCUUCACAGGUUUCCCGUCGAAUCUCUCUUAAAAUUCAGGUGCGUUCGUAAGAAGUGGAACAUCUUAUUCAGAAACCCUAACUUUAUCAAAAAUAAGAACUCUAAUUUCCUUCUAAAAUAUGACAAAAAUCUAUACUCUUUAGAUUAUGAUUCAUCAUCAUCGUUGUCAGAUUCUGAUGAUCCUCCUAUUAAGGAAACUCGUUAUCCACUCAAUUGUAUGAUAGAUGAUUUGAAAAUAUUGGGUUCUUGCAAUGGAUUGGUUUGCUCAAGUCAUUGUGGUGGUGUAGUUUGGAACCCAACUACCAAUGAAUAUAGAGUAAUACCAAGAUCGGAUACAUUGCCAGCUGGAUUUCGAUCCGCGUCUUUUCUUGGGUACAUUAGCUUUGAUUAUGGGUUUGGUUAUGAUGCAUUAAGUCAAGAUUCCAAGUAUGUAAGAAUUGUGGGUCGUUCAAGUUCAACUCAGGGUAAAUCUGAAGUCAAUGUUUAUUCGUUGAAAUCAGAUUCUCGAAAACGUAUCCAACAUAUCCCUUAUAUAAUUUCUCACAGACCAAGUGUAUCAGCACCGGGGGUGUUCUGCAAUGGAGCUCUUCAUUGGAUUGCAAAAUAUUAUUCAGGAAGCAGCUGCAAAGUUUUAAUUGCUUUGGAUCUUGUAAAUGAGACUGUUCAAGAGAUCCCACAACCAGAAAUUUUGGAUGUUGGAAACUUUGGUGCUUAUAGAUAUGUCAAUGUGUUGGAGAAGUACCUAUGCAUGCUUUGUAGUAGUCAUGUGGAUGGUUAUGAAGUAUGGAUGAUGAAGGAUUAUGGAGUUAGAGAAUCUUGGACGAAGCUCUAUAAAAUUCCCACCCUUAUUGAUGUUAAUUCUGUUCAGUCAGUUCAGUACUUGAGGAAGAUGGAGUAUUUUAAAAACGACGAAAUUCUACUGAAAAUUAAACAGCACGAGGUUUUUAAUUUGGCUGGUGAGGAGGCUUUGGUUGUGUAUAACCCAAAGGAAAGAGCAACUAAGAUUCUAAAGCAUAGUAAGAAUGGCUUUUCAGGGUAUUCGAAGUGGAGACUUAUAUAA
Molecule: messenger RNA, 1137 nt
Organism: Papaver somniferum (opium poppy)
Lineage: Eukaryota; Viridiplantae; Streptophyta; Magnoliopsida; Ranunculales; Papaveraceae
Product: F-box protein CPR1-like
Exons: 1
Coding region: 1-1137 (378 amino acids)
Molecular function (GO): protein binding
Source: RefSeq, a predicted model, not a curated record